Salvia miltiorrhiza (redroot sage) is the source of this 829-nucleotide messenger RNA. RefSeq names its product thiosulfate sulfurtransferase 16, chloroplastic-like. Bases 110 to 652 code for a protein of 180 amino acids. NCBI's taxonomy places the organism in Eukaryota, Viridiplantae, Streptophyta, Magnoliopsida, Lamiales, Lamiaceae. The transcript has 7 exons. The record is from RefSeq and is a predicted model, not a curated record.
AACUCCAUAUAUACUUCCCAUGCCACACGCCAUACAUAAUACAAUCAUAUGUUCAUAUCUCCUUUGCCUCUAAAAACCAAAACUCGCGACUGCCAAAAGAAAGAAGCAAAUGAGCUCCAUCUCUCUUUCAUUUUCUGCUGCCUUACUUCCUCUGAAUCUUCCCCAAGAUGCAAAUACUAGGUGUGCAUCUCUAAAGGUGAUCAAGAAUCAGCUUGGGCCGAUCGUACGACGUAGUUUUAGCACCAGCCGCCGAGUUCCCGGCUUCAGUGGGAUGGUAGCAGAGAGCGGGAAUGUGCAAUCGCCUGCUGUCCCAACAUCGGUCCCUGUUCGUGUCGCAAAUGAACUACUUCAAGCCGGUCAUCGUUAUCUGGAUGUUAGAACCACCGAGGAGUUUAGUGCUGGCCACGUCGUUGGUGCUGUUAAUGUUCCUUUCAUGUUGAGGCGUGGCACAGGUAUGGCCAGGAACCCCAAAUUCUUGGAAGAAGUAUCGACUCAUUUUAGCAAAGAUGAUGAGAUUAUUGUUGGAUGUCAGCUGGGGAAAAGGUCGUUAAUGGCUGCAUCUGAGCUCGUUUCUGCUGGUUUCACUGGAAUUACUGACAUGGCUGGAGGAUACGCUGCCUGGGUACAAAAUGGACUUCCCUCCACAGCAUGAUCUCCAAAAAGGGAAUAAAAUUAAGUGAAGAAACAUGAAAUGUACAUGUCAUAUACUAAUGUUUCAUAUAUAAUUUCUUCUUAUCCAUAUAUAUGAGAAAAGGGCUGAAUCAGCUGGUUUGUAUAUAUAUUUAAUAAAUGUACAUUGAUGAGACAUCUAAAUCAUGGUUUUCAAAUA